UAUGGUUAUGCAUGGUGGAAGCAUGGAGGAGCUUCUUCCUGCUAGUGCUGGCAGUGUGAUAGAGGAUAGCCUGGAGAAGGAGCAGAAUGAUACCAGUGAAGAAGAGGGGAAAUAUCUUGCAGUAUCUAAAGAAGGGGCUGAGAAUGAGGUGUUGCAGUUUCAGUUAGCAGACGAUGAAAUAAGGGAGGAUAAAGAUAACCAAACUGAAGCGAGAAAAGGGAAUACUGCUAAUACCUUGCAGUGUGACCUGUUAGACAGUGCGCUCGGCCUGGAGGAAAAGCAUGGCGAUGAAGAUGCAUCAAAAUCACAGACAUCCAACUCUGAUAGAAUAGGAUUCUUCAUUCCUGUCAUGUCUUUUAUGGGACACAAUGGUGAGGAAGGAAUUAAUAGCACACCAACUAAGGGACAUAUAUCUGAGGUAGAUCCUUCGGAAGUAUCAGGAACAACAUCUCCAAAAUUGCCUUCAAAUUCGGAAGAAGUCCAUGUAGCAGAAGAAAAGCUUGAUAGCUCUACCGAGACACCUGCAUCUAAGGUUGGUGAUGCUGAAUCAUCAGAAGUAUCACAAUCUACAGGACAUCCUUCAACAGUAGAAGACAUCCAGGUCCAUCAAGUUAGCAAACAUCCUGGUCCUAGUGAUGAAGUAGAGCCAAAUCAGCUUAGAGGGUCUGUUGGAGACUUACCUGAGGGUAGUGCCUCGUCGGCGACUACCAAAAUACAUCAAUCAGGUGACACCGAGACAAGGGAAUCUAUUCAUACAAGAAUGGGAUUGGAAGAUACAUCUGAUAGGAAUAUUUUGCAGGCACAACUAGCAGAGUCUGCAUUAGAACCUGCUGAACCUGAAGAAUCUUUAGCAAUAGAAGAGGUUCUUGUAACUACAAGCAAUGAGGCGGAUAAAGAAUCAGCUGCUGUCAUUGAGGCUGUACCAGCCUUGUGUGAGACAACUGGUCCCAAGGAGGCUGCUGCUACUGAAAAAGCAGUGAAAGAGGUUGACAACAUUGUGAAAUCUUUGGAUGAAUUCACCUUCGAGGAGGGAGAAUCAAAGGAGAUGCAAAAGAAGCAGCCGCAAGAUUAUGUUUCUGUUGAUAUUGUUGAUAAUAGAUUACUGCCUCAUUUGCCACACGGGUUUUCACAAAACAGUGAGCAAUAUAAGGUGGAGCAGUCCCCACAGAUUAUAUGUGAACAAGGUUCUACGCAUCCGGGCCAGUAUGAUGAGGAUACAUCUUUAUCUUUAACAGAUAUUCACAUGGGUGUAUCCUUCCAGAACUUACUGAUUCAAAGGCACCACUUGGAUUUCUAUUCACCAAUCAACGUAAUUUUUGAAGCCUAUGCAGCAAAGUUCGAUUCAUCUAGCGGUUCUUUUGCACAAAGGAAUUCCAAAUUGCUGAAGGAAACUGUGAACAUGCAACCUGAGCAGGCUGACUAUUAUGUCGUUCGCAAUCACAUUGUAGUGCUCUGGUGUUCUAGUCCUUGCACUAAUGCUGAUGAGUAUCACGCCAUUGUUGUUGCUGCUGAUUUUGGAGACAUCGUUUUCAACCAGUUUUUGGACAAAGUUUGUCGGUUGAGACAGGUGGUUGUAGAUGUUGCACCACAUGGUGUUGAAGUGACGUUAGGCAUGGCACUUGCAGCAUUCCGGGCAGCACGUGGUGUUGCAGCUAAGCAUGAAGCGAAAUUGUUUCUGGACUGGCAUUUGGAAAAUCUCGUGUAUGCUAUUGCUGCCUCCCUUACUGAUCUCUCCAUGGCCUUAUGGGGAUCUGUAUGAUCCAUACGAAGUGAGCAGAGACCACUGCUAUGUUCCUGGUGGCAGUUCUCAUUUUGUUCGUGCAUUUACUAAUGGAAUCUUGAUAGUCUACGGGCAGAACGUACCAAGGAAACAAUAUGGAGGUGAUGAGUUGUGGGUGCACGGUGAUAAGAUGGCAUUCCAUGGUGAUAUGGUCCUACGGUCCCUCUUGGCAUGCUUCUUCUUUGGAUAACUAGACCUUGGGAUCCAGGCAUUUUGUCUGCAUUGCAUGUCAGUGUUGCUUGGGGACAAGCAACGCUUUGACGGGGCGGUAAUGUAACAUCCGGCCAAUGUUAGAGAUUGCACAUACAAGUACUAGUGAGUACGUAUUUGAAUUUGUAAUGGUGGUGGGCCGUACCGGGCCGUAGUGGGCUAUACCCAUGACAUUAGUAUAAGUAUGUUGUAAGACUUGAGGAAGGGGCAUCCAAGAAAUACCAGAAACCAAAACGAAUCAACCUUCCGGUUGUUAUCGUAUUCAUCGAUCACCUGAGAUUGCUCAUCUGCUCACGUCGGUGACGCCGCGCCGGCCAAGGGCCAUGAGCCCGUGAUAGAGGACGGUGGUGGCCACGGUCCUGGAGCGACUCGGUGACGGGAUCUGGAAGUUGGCACAGAGGAGCGAGGAAAGGCCGAGCCCGAGAAGCAUCGUCGAGGACACAACCGGCAUGUGGUGGUCUUUUUGGUCGGCGGCGUCGUGGGCAGCUGGUUGUUGCCGUCGAAGCUCGAAAGAAGCCUCGAUUCGUCGAAAGGUUGCAAAGUGGACAUCCCCUAUUUCUAUAGUUUCAUGUUUCAUGCAUAUGAUGGUCAGACUUGUGUCCAAUAUAUUUUGCAAACCUGAAAUGUCAACUGCAUUUUGGAGACAUCCGUCAAGAAUAGCACAGCAUCCUGUUAGGUGUCUUCAGAAACUGGAAUGCAGACACACUGCCCAUAGUUGUUGGAUACUUGGGGCUUGUGGUAGUAAUGGCAACUUUUAGAUGACUUAUUUUUUUCAUACGAUGUCUAAAUACUUGCAGACACACUGUCCAUUGUUUGAGGUUUUAGAGAUGUUAGCAAAACAGUUUUUUCCUCAAUGAGUUGGGCUCUGUUUCGGACUCCUACUGUUCUGUUACCUCAAGUCUGUUAUGUGCUAGUUGUUUAAGUGCCUUUACUGAAUGUCGAGUUUAACUGCCUGAAAUCCUGCAGUUUCUAAAGAAAUUAGAAAACUGACCCCAUGCAUACUUUAGAAACUGUUGCAAAAAGUACAUAAAAGUAUAAAAUACACUUGCGAAACUGUUGUCCAAGCACUGUUGCAAAAAGUACAUAAAAGUUGCCUUGCGAAUUGCGAUCCAUGAGGUGUCGUUCGUUUCUUUCUUCAUCCUUCUGCAUUCUACUGAUUCAUUCUUGCCACAGAGAUUCUUCACCUUUUUCAAUGUUCUUAUAUCAAACAAAACCUAUAUGUACCCAUCCCUCUUCCCCAGCGACACUCCAUCUCUCCCUGCAUCCACACUCCAUCCCUUGUCUCUCCCCACGUUUCUUCCCUCUGGCUCAUGGAGUCAUGGACACUUUAUCCUCAGACCUCAGCUGAGGCAGCUUCAGGCUUCAGCAGGUCUGCAGGUGUAUAUAUAUUCCUCUGCUCCGGGACUGGUGCACAGCAAAGCGUCUUCCAUUUCUCAGAAGAGUGUGUGACAACAGCGACAACCGACAGACAUGUCUUCGCCGACAUCGCCUUGGUUUGCGGAUCUCUUCGCAGAUGACAGGGUGAGGACCCUAUCGCACCAGGUCUCCACACUUGGGGACAGGGUGUGGGAACUGGAGCACAAAAUUACCCAGCUGAUGGGCGAGAAGGCCAAGCUGGAGAAGCAACUGGAGGAGGCAAAGGCGAUCUCAAGCCACAAGGAAGAGGUGGGGAGAAGCUUGAAGGCUGAAAAUGAUAAGCUUCAGUCGGAGGUUUUGGUUGCGGAGGAAAAGUGUAGCAAGUCUGCAGCGGAGGUUGAGAGGCUGACGAAGGAAUUAGGCGCGCUGGCGGAGGCAAAAGAGGCAGCUGCCAAGGAAUUCAACGACGAGAAAGAGAAAAUCACGCUGGAAUCGGAGGAUCUCAAGAUGAGGCUGGAGGAAAUGCUGGCCAUCAAGGAUUUGACAGAGAGCGAGAAUGACAAGCUUCGGUCCGAGGCUUUGAUCGCAGCUGAAAAGCAAAACAUGUCUGAAGCAGAGAUUGAGAGGCUCAAGAAGGAACUGAGUGGGUUGUUGGAGGCGAAGGAGGCGGCUGCCAAGGCUUUCGACGUACAAAAAGCAGAAAUCACCAAUGAAUUAGAGGAACUACAGAGGAAGCUGAAGGAAAUCGAAGCUAAUAAGGAUUUAGUGGAGGGAGAAAACAGUAAGCUUCAGUCUGAGAUUCUCACAGCACAGGAGAAAUAUAGACAGUCUGAAGCAGAGGUUAAGUGCAUUAAACAAGUAGUGUGUUCAGUGGUGGAGGCGAAGGAGGCAGCUGCAAGGGCAUCUGAAGCUGAGAAGGCAGAAAUCAUGGAGGAAAUGGACAACCUUAAGAGGACAAUCGAGGAGAUCAAGGCCAACAGGGAUUUGGUAGAGAGUCAGAACCAGGAGCUUCGGUCAAAGAUUUCGAGUGCAGAGCAAGAGCGUAGCCUAUUUGAAGGAGAGAUUAAGAGCGUCAGGAUGGAAUUGGGGGCAGUAGAGGAGGCCAAGCAGAUCCUUACGAGGGAGUUCGAUGCUGAGAAGGCAGAGAUCCUGAAGGAACUGGAUGACCUUGAGAAGAAGCUAGAGGAAUUGCAGACCAACAAGGGUUUGCUGGAGGCUGAAAACGACAAGCUUCAGCUGGAGGUUUUGACCGCACAGCACAAACAAAGCAUGUCCGAAGCAGAGGCUGAGAGCCUUAAGAUGGAACUGGGAGCAUUGGUGGAGGCAAAGGAGGCGGCUACAAAAGCAUUUGGUGCCGAGAAAGCAAAGACCACGAAGGAACUGGAGGAUCUUAAGAGGAAGGUGGAGGAAAUCCAAACCAAGAAGGAUCUGGUGGAGGGCGAAAAGGAUAAGCUCCGUUUGGAGAUUUUAAUAGCGGAGCAGAGGCAUGCCAUGGCUGAAUUAGAGGUUAAGCGCCUCAAGAUGGACUUGGCUGCAUCGGCAGAGGCGAGGGAGACAGUUGUGAGGUCAUGUGACGCUGAGAAGGCCAAGUUCAUGGCAGAAAUAGAGAACCUCAGGAGGAAGAUAGAGGAAAUCCACGCCAGCAAGGAAGCGGCCGAGAAAGCAGCGCGCAACAAAGAUGCAGAGGCUGACAGGCUGAAGGAUGAGCUGGCGAGGAUCCGGCUCUCUGUGUCACAGCUGCAAGCGUCCUGCGACGAACUUGAUGCCAAGCAGUCGCGCCUGAACGACGAGAAGAACUCUGUCCAGAAAGCACUAGUGUCCGAGAAGGUCGAAGGUAACAAGCUCAAGUUAAAAAUCGAGGAACUCGAGAAUCACAUUGCUGGCAAGGACGGUGAGAAAGGGAAACUGAAGGCGGCGUUGGAGGAAAAGAUGACUGAGAUCAAUGCUCUCAGCAAAGACAACGCGAUGCUACAUCGCACAAUUCUCGAGGCGCAAGAGAAGAAUAAAGGUAGCAUUUUAUCGUUCUUGUCACCGUGCGGCUCCAAGUAACUUGGUUGUAAUGUGUUGCAUUACUAAUGCAAUGGUGAAGGUACCAUGCAAUGAAAUAAAAAUUUCAGUUUGCUCUGUGA
Zea mays is the source of this 5475-nucleotide messenger RNA. Its product is annotated as chromosome segregation ATPase. The record is from RefSeq and is a predicted model, not a curated record. NCBI's taxonomy places the organism in Eukaryota, Viridiplantae, Streptophyta, Magnoliopsida, Poales, Poaceae. The transcript is spliced from 3 exons. Bases 3461 to 5395 code for a protein of 644 amino acids.